AUGGAUAGAGACGAGAAUCCGACGAUAGGCAAAAUACAAGGACCAAAAAGUAUUGGACUUUCUAUUUCCACAACUGCGAGGAAUGUAGACGACGAAGAAUUAUCUUACUCUUCAUCAUCGCUUCGGUCUCAGAAAGCAGAGGAAGAUUUGUUUAUUUCACGGCCGACAAAACCGUUGAAGCCUCAAACAAAAAAGAUCCUGCAUUCAUAUGAAACAGAGGAAACUUCCAAAUUGACAACACAGGAAUUACAACGACUGGUUCUCAUCGAACAAUUACAGACUACUCGUAUUCAGAGGAAGUUUUAUGAACAGGCAAUAAUAAGAGCACCGGAACAGCCAAAUCACCAAAAUGGCAAAUCCACCAAUCAAACUGUAUUGUAUACUUCUUUUAUAAGGGAUACUCUAACAAAAUGGGAGAAUGAAUGCCCAGAAAAAGAGCAAGUGAUAUUCCUUAUGGAUCUAACAUCAAUUCUAUCAAAAACACAGACAACAUUUUUAGUUCUUCACAAUUUCAAUGUCCACAACAAACUGAUCGGUCUUAUAAAAAAUCUGCACCAAGGAGAGGAUGUCGAGUUAAACUUAACCUUUUGCAGAAUGCUUCAUUCGCUUAUGGAAACGAAAUUUGGCCUUGAAUGGGUCGUGGGCGCGUCUAGUACCUGGAACCAUAUUCUGGAAUUCUACAAAAAAUACCCAACAGAAAGGUUUACUAUGGAGAUAUCCACAUGUGUUGGAAAAUUAUUUUUGAAAACUGCUCCUCAGCAUAAAAUGUUUAAUAUAGAUUUAAUACAAAUUGCUAUACCUGAAUUUUUAUCACUAACGUCGAAACCAUUGAAUAAUACUAGUGAAUCUGUAGAGGAAGAGUGGCAAAAAAAACUUGAUCCUGAAAUUAGUUUAAACAUAAAAUGUUUUGAUUAUUUUAGUAUGAAUAUGGACAAAGACGUAUUCGCACAUUGGGUGCUAUACUUUGAUAGAGUGCUUAAUCUUAGCCAAAGGUAUUAUAGCCUAUUGGCAUCCGUUAAAAAGGAAAAAUUAACCUUACAAAUAAGUAAAGUCCUUUUGUUAAUAAAAAUAUUUGAAGUCAAACAGGUUUCAGAAAGCUCCAAAGACAUUUGUUCAACCUACAGAAAAAGUCUUAUAAAGUUGCUGGAAGUGAACAUACAACGAGGAUUUAUUAACAAUGUUUUAGAGCUUUGUUUUAUAGGCCAAAUACACUGGAGAACGGUUGGUAAACUUCUCGAAUUAGAACCUGACCAAAUGCCAAUUUCUUUUGAAUUCGAUUUGCUUAUAGUUCAGAUGAUGCCUGCUUAUAUAACUGAUUCAAAAAUACUGGGAAAUAAGAUUUUCAAUGAGAAAAAUGCGGAUGGUGCUUUUAGAGAAAGUUAUAUGGAUUACUGUCGGGAUAAAGUGGAUACAACUGUAAUGGUUUUAUUGUACAAAUUUAGAAAUAUUUUGGAAUUUAAGUGCAUAAUAGAAGAAACACAAAAAUCCAUUGAAUAUAUUUCAAAAUCCAGUUCAAAAUACGGAAAGGAAAGCGCUAUUACUUUUUUCAGACUUUUGGUGUACUGUUUAGAAGACUUUGUAACUGUAGUAAAUACAAUUAAUAAAGUUUCUUGUGAGAAUUUCAAUGAAAAACUGAUUGCUGUAACUUUGGAUGCUCUUAUUAUUUGCAUUAAAGAAUAUGAUGUCUCGUGGAAAAAUAGUGUAGAAUGUAUUUUCAUUCUAAAAACUGUGGUUGACUUUUUAAAUAUUAAAUUGUUUUCUGAAACGCUUAUUGUUAAAGCCCUUACACUUUUAAAUUUAUCAAUAUUAAAGUAUAUGUCUCCAAAUUUAGUCCUUUUGAUAGACAAAAAUGACUCAACCAUGUUGUGCAUUGGACCUUUACUUUACAUUAAAUUAAGAGAUAAUAGUACAAACAUAAGAAAUGCUGCUAUAAAAGUAUUAAUUACUAUUUCAGAGAUUUCCCAAACAAAAUUUCCCUACUACCAACAAAUCAUAUACAAUUCUGAGUUACAUUUGGUAACAUACAAAAUUGUAUGCAGUGACGAGGAUGUAAAUCUUAGAAAAAAUGCUUUAAAAUGCUUACAGCAAAUGGUGUUAAUUGGUGAUAUUUGGGAACAUUUACUUAAAGAGCAAAACUUAAAGGACAAUUUAAUCCACCUUUUAAAAACGGAACCUGUUGACAAACUGAGAUCUGAAAUGGUAUAUUUAAUAACAGUUAUUUUCGAAGAAGAAUAUUUUUCUGAAGAAGAGAUAUCGACCAUCUACAAUACGAUGGCACAUAUGGGUAUAUUUGAUAACGAUACCAGGUUAAAAGUAAACGUGUUGAAUUUUUGGGAACGCGUCAUCAAAAAACUAUUUCACGAAGAAGGAAUGAUUGAUAAUGAUUUUCCCGAAGUGACAUUUUCCAAAAAACUAAAGAAAAUAGUUGUUUUAGACCAGAAGGAGAUACGAAAUAGGCUAAGGAAGAUUAUGGAUAGUCUUAGUUCUAUUGGCUGUUUACCAGUUUUGGUAGAAGGUUUAAAUAGUAGUGUAGAUUUAGAAAAACAAAGAUCUUUAAAACUUAGUAAAGAGUUGGUGAAUAUAUUGAACAAGUACAAAUUUGAAUUUAAUGUAGAAAAUACAUCAAUAUCAAGUGCACAAAAUUAUGGAAAUGUUAUAAUUGAUAAUAAUGGAUUGCCCGUUGACUAUGAAAUAGAUGAUACUUUCUUAAGUAUGUUUUCUGAUUCUGCUAAAUUAAACGUUUACUACCAAUCGGUGUCGCCAAAACAAUUUUUGGAAGCUUUUACAAAUCCAAAUUCUGCACAUAAUAAAAAGGAAGAUAAAAAUGAGUUUAACAUUUUAAUGGAUAGUAUCUUAAAUGAGGAUUUGUCCCUAUAAAUCUUCAUUUGAAAAAACUAGAUAAGACUAAAACAAAACUUUUUAGGAAAGCAUCUUUAGUGUAAAUCGAUUUUUUAUGAUUUAAUCUGGUUUUUUACAUACGGUAGAGAAAUAUGCUCGAAUAUUUUUUUUUGUGGCACAUAACUGUAUUAAAAGGUUUUAAACAAUAUUGUGAUAAAAAAGUAGAGUAGUAACGCCAUCAACCUAUCCAGCUUACAGGCAAAGCCUAUUAGGUUCGGUUCUUCAGCGGUCCUUGAUGAGUUAGACUCAUCUACCGAC
Messenger RNA from Brassicogethes aeneus, 3156 nucleotides. The record is from the annotation of a GenBank genome assembly. Lineage: Eukaryota; Metazoa; Arthropoda; Insecta; Coleoptera; Nitidulidae.